This is a messenger RNA of Verticillium alfalfae VaMs.102, 822 nucleotides long. RefSeq lists its product as hypothetical. The coding region runs from base 1 to 822 and encodes 273 amino acids. The record is from RefSeq and is a predicted model, not a curated record. Gene Ontology annotation, cellular component: endoplasmic reticulum membrane. The transcript has 4 exons. Lineage: Eukaryota; Fungi; Ascomycota; Sordariomycetes; Glomerellales; Plectosphaerellaceae. Gene Ontology annotation, biological process: (1->6)-beta-D-glucan biosynthetic process; fungal-type cell wall biogenesis.
AUGCGUACAUCACACAAAGCCGGCCUUUUGGCCCUCGCCGCUUCGGCCAACGCCCUUUCCAACUCCUCCCCCUUCGUACUCCUCUCCACAGCAAAGUUCGCGCAAACCCCCGAUGCUGCCCAGCUGCAGACCGGCACCCAAGUCCUGAGCGCCGUCCAGAAUAUCCUCGACUCCUGCCCAACCGAGAACUACUAUGUCAUCUCUCAGCCGAACGCGAACGCGGCCGAUAUUCGCGGCGAGGGCUGUAAAGUCAGUAGCGUCUGCAGCGCCAUCUCGAGCAACAAAGUCAGCAGUCGUUACGGCGUGGCAGAGGUUCUGGGCGAGGUCGAAGUUACCGCUGUUACCGGUUACAUCAACUCCGGCUGCGCCAAGCAAAGCAGAACUCCUAAGAUCUGGAACACCCUGCUCCCUGGCCUUUCUUCCUCUGGCCGCGACAGCCAACUGGCAGACAAUGACCAGCUUAUCAAAAUCACCCUGGAUGAGGUCCUCGAGCUUGAGGACUUCACCGUCAUCUAUCUUACCAGCCCGUCGGAGCAGACAUCCUACGAAGCGGAGUUUAACGAGCCCCUCCAUGAGGACCUGAAGAGGCUCCGUGCUCGCGUUGUCUCCGCCCCUCGCGCCGACAACAACACUGAGUGGGAGAAGUUGGGGCUUUUCGAAAAGUACCAAUUCUUCACGCCUGGCAUUUUCCAUGCUCUCGUCAUCUCUAUCCUCCUUCUAUCCAUCCUCGGCGUCGGUCUGCGUGCCCUCGGUAGCCUUGAGGUUUCAUACGGCGCAUUUGACAAGGAGAACGGACCUGCCGCGCACAAGAAGCAGAACUAA